UUUGAAGAGAUAUUGAAGUGAUCAGACAUCGAACUAAGUUAGAAAAAAAAACUAUAAAAGUUAAAAUUAAAGCUAAUACAGGUUAAUUAAAUUUGAAUUUAAUAUUUGCAAUGGACGACCAAGGAGAGAGUCAAUCAGAUUUGAAGAAAUUGAACAAUUUUCUUGAUCGCGUUAGAAAACUGGAAACUGAACUCGACGAAUUCUGUAUGAUGAGACAUGAAGCUGAAUACCAGGAAGAUUGGAAUGAGAAGGGCGUAAUUUCUGGUUUGGAAAUUGAAUUUUGGCACCAUUACGUAAACUGCAUUGAAUCUGGCAAUAAAAAAUUCAUAGACAACUUGGAUGAUUCGAGCGAUGAAUUUUGUAAAAAAAUUUGUGACUUUAACGUAACAGUUAAUUUGUAUAAUAGAGAUUUAAAGGAUUGGUCUGAAACCGAUGGGAAGUCAACGAGACUGACCGUUUUGCUUGGAAUUUGUGAUUUGGAAGAAUUUGUGUGUGACACCUGUGAACUAUUUGAAACACACGCCGAAGGAGGAAUUGAAUCGGCCGAAAGUGAUGAAGCAACCAAUGCAAGCGAAUGGCAAUCGGCAGCAGAAACCGACGAAAAAUCAGACGAAGGUGAUAUAAAAACCGAUAAAUCCGAGCGUGAAAUAGAAUCGGAAGGAGUGAACACACAAGAAUCAGACAAAUCAAAUGAAAGUGAUGGAAAAACUGAUAUAUCUGAGAGCCAUGUUUUAGCGACGGCUGAACGAAGAACUAGAGAACGAAAAAUCAGAAAACCAGAAAAAUCAACCAAAAUUGAUGACAAAACUGAUAAAUCUGAGAGUGAAGCGGAAAGAGUAAGAACUCAAGAAUCAGACGAACCAACUGAAAGUGACGAAAAAACAUCGGAAAGUGAAGUAGAAGCGACUGAAGAAGUAAAGACGGACAGAGAAUCAGACCAAUCAACCAAAAGUGACAAAGAUUCAUCCGAUAACACGACAGAAGUAGCUGAAUUGCAAUCGGGUGAGGAAAUAGAAACGAAUAAAGGAACAGAAAAAAGCGACAGCGAACUUAAUGCAUCAAACUCAAUUGAAAGUUUUCAAGUGGUCAAACCAUCUGAAGAAGAAAAACCAGGCGAAAAUUCGCCCUAAAUCACUGCAAAAAAAACUGAACGGAACAAAAUUAUAUUCACCCAAAAUGAGUAGCCAAUCCAUUUUGUUGUAAA
Contarinia nasturtii (swede midge) is the source of this 1204-nucleotide messenger RNA. RefSeq lists its product as uncharacterized. Lineage: Eukaryota; Metazoa; Arthropoda; Insecta; Diptera; Cecidomyiidae. The record is from RefSeq and is a predicted model, not a curated record. The transcript has a single exon. Bases 111 to 1130 code for a protein of 339 amino acids.